Penicillium longicatenatum is the source of this 876-nucleotide messenger RNA. RefSeq names its product 2EXR domain-containing protein. Bases 1 to 876 code for a protein of 291 amino acids. The record is from RefSeq and is a predicted model, not a curated record. Lineage: Eukaryota; Fungi; Ascomycota; Eurotiomycetes; Eurotiales; Aspergillaceae. The transcript has a single exon.
AUGUCCCCUCCAGAAGUUGUCUUUUCCCUCUUUUCCAGGUUUCCUCCCGAAAUUCGUCUGGCGAUCUGGCACCAUUGUAUCCCGCACCGCAUCGUGGAGCUCGACCACCAACAAGACGAUAUUAUCUGGGACCAGCCCCCAUGCAAAAUAAACUGGAAGAUAUCUUGUACUAAUCGAGCACCUCCUCUUAUUGCGCGGAUUUGUCGCGAAUCAAGGGAUGUAGCGUUUGGAGACGGUCGUGGCCCUCUCUCGCUCCCAGACCUCCAAAAGAACGCCGAUACACAAAGCUUCAGCCAUGACAUGAUUGAACACCCAUGGCUCGACCUAGCGCGUGACUCCGUUCACCUUAACUGGGAUGCAGAUGCAGAUAUCGAGUGGGAAACCUACAACUGGGGUGACCCAGUGCGUUGUCUCCUGUGGCAUGCAGCGCGCACCAAGUCCCGCCAAGCCUCCAUCAUGUUGGGUCACUUGCAGGCCUUUCAACACCGGAGGAAUCCCGACGAACCACAUUCACAAUACAGAUGGACUCGGUCCCAGCUGGCAGAUAUAAUGCGUACAAAACAAAGGUGGACGGUUGUGAUCCUACCGCCUAUAAUUGUACACACAAAUGCAGAGACCGCCGCAGGCCUGUUUGGCCUACUUGCUGAUGCGCGAGUCCAGAUUGUCGAUGCGGACGACGAGACAAGCAUUAACGAGUUCAUGAAACUUGGUGAGGCUUCUAACGUUACGAUUGGGCCAGGUUUUGCCCAGGAGGACCUAAUUCGCGCCAAGAAGGAGCUGCGGGGUGCAGUCGAGUCUGUUUUUGGGACGGAGGACUCGGCUCCUACGAUGCGCCCGGCUGUCAUGUUUCGCCUUUGUACAGGGAAGUGCAAGUAG